AUGGCUGAUGGUGUGCCUGAUGUGGCGCGGGUCGAGGCCCCCGUCACCUUCAAGACCUACAUGAUGUGCGCCUUUGCGGCUUUCGGUGGUAUCUUCUUCGGUUACGACUCUGGUUAUAUCAACGGCGUUAUGGGUAUGGACUUCUUCAUUCAAGAGUUUGAGAACCUGGAUCCCGCAACUACCCCCGAGGCCGACUUUGUCGUUCCCUCCUGGAAGAAGUCCUUGAUUACCUCCAUUCUGUCUGCUGGAACCUUUUUCGGUGCUCUGAUUGCUGGUGAUCUUGCCGAUUGGUUUGGGCGUCGGACGACUAUCAUCGCCGGCUGCACCAUCUUCAUCAUCGGUGUCGUCCUUCAAACUGCCUCCUCCGCUCUCGCCCUUCUGGUCGUCGGUCGUCUGAUUGCUGGUUUUGGUGUCGGUUUCGUCUCCGCCAUUAUCAUUCUGUACAUGUCCGAGAUUGCUCCCCGCAAGGUGCGUGGUGCCAUCGUGUCGGGAUACCAGUUCUGUAUCACUAUUGGUUUGAUGCUGGCGUCCUGCGUCGAUUACGGCACCCAGAACCGCACCGACUCGGGAUCCUACCGCAUCCCCAUCGGUCUCCAGAUGCUUUGGGCCCUUAUCCUCGGCGUCGGUCUCUUCUUGCUGCCCGAGUCCCCGCGUUUCUACGUCCGCAAGGGUCAGCUCGACAAGGCCGCCGAGGCCCUCGCCCGUGUCCGUGAUCAGCCCAAGGACUCGGAACUCAUCACCCAGGAGUUAGCCGAGAUUGUCGCCAACAACGAAUAUGAGCUUCAGCACAUGCCUCAGGGUGGCUACUUCAACUCCUGGUUUAACUGCUUCCGUGGAAACAUCUUCCAUCCUAACAGCAAUAUCCGUCGUACCGUCUUGGGUACUUCGCUUCAGAUGAUGCAGCAGUGGACUGGUGUCAACUUCGUGUUCUACUUUGGCACGACCUUCUUCCAGUCGCUCGGUACUAUUGAAAACCCCUUCCUGAUCAGCAUGAUUACCACCAUUGUCAACGUCUUCUCCACCCCCGUCUCCUUCUACACCAUGGAGAAGCUCGGCCGUCGCCCUCUUCUCCUCUGGGGUGCCCUGGGCAUGGUCAUCUGCCAGUUCAUCGUCGCCAUUGUCGGUACCGUGGACGGUGGCAACAAGUCCGCUGUCAGCGCCGAGAUCUCGUUCAUCUGUAUCUACAUCUUCUUCUUCGCCAGCACCUGGGGUCCUGGUGCCUGGGUCGUCAUUGGCGAGAUCUUCCCUCUGCCCAUUCGUUCCCGCGGUGUUGCUCUGUCGACUGCCUCGAACUGGCUCUGGAACUGCAUCAUUGCCGUCAUCACUCCUUACAUGGUCGACAAGGACAAGGGUGACCUCAAGGCCAAGGUCUUCUUCAUCUGGGGAUCUCUGUGCGCCUGCGCCUUUGUGUACACCUACUUCUUGAUCCCCGAGACCAAGGGUCUCACCCUGGAACAGGUCGACAAGAUGAUGGAGGAGACUACUCCUCGCACUUCGGCCAAGUGGAAGCCCCACGGCACCUUUGCUGCCGAGAUGGGUCUUAGCGAGAAGGAGCUCCACGAGAAGACCACGGUCGCUCACCAAGAGGUUUAA
Molecule: messenger RNA, 1593 nt
Organism: Aspergillus terreus NIH2624
Lineage: Eukaryota; Fungi; Ascomycota; Eurotiomycetes; Eurotiales; Aspergillaceae
Exons: 5
Coding region: 1-1593 (530 amino acids)
Biological process (GO): carbohydrate transport; transmembrane transport
Cellular component (GO): membrane
Molecular function (GO): carbohydrate:proton symporter activity
Source: RefSeq, a predicted model, not a curated record